GAUGAAAGCAAUUCGUUUUAAGAACUGAUAGUUUUUAAGAUUCUUAUGGCAGAGGUUUUUGUUUUUGGCCAACUUUUAAGCGUUGAAGCAUUUCCUAAGCAAUCGUUAUUUUGUAAAUGGAAAUUACAUUUCGGUACUAAUUGGAAAGUAUUAGAAGGUUUAACAACUGGUCAAACACAAGUGGAUGAACCACAAGCACAAGAGACCACAUAUUGGUGUCAUCCAAUUGAUCUGCACUUUGUCACUAAAGGGAUUCAGGGGUGGCCAAAGUUAGAGCUACAGGUUUGGCAUCAGGACUCGUUUGGUCGGUGCAAUAUUUGCAGCUAUGGUUUUAUUCAUAUGCCAUCGCAAGGAGGAUAUCAUAAGAUAACUUGUCACACAUGGAGACCAAUCGGUUCACUAAGCGAUCAAAUUUCACAAUUUUUCACUGAAGACAGUCUUAAACUAAUGAAUGAAGAAAUUAUUACUAAUGAAAACCGUUCACGACUUCAAACACAAGCCAUGGGUUCAGUAAAUCUGGAAUUAUAUGUUGUGUUUAAGAAUUUUGAAAUUUACGGAAUUGAGACAUAA
Molecule: messenger RNA, 570 nt
Organism: Medioppia subpectinata
Lineage: Eukaryota; Metazoa; Arthropoda; Arachnida; Sarcoptiformes; Oppiidae
Source: the annotation of a GenBank genome assembly